Messenger RNA from Aspergillus bombycis, 1131 nucleotides. RefSeq lists its product as uncharacterized. Lineage: Eukaryota; Fungi; Ascomycota; Eurotiomycetes; Eurotiales; Aspergillaceae. Bases 1 to 1131 code for a protein of 376 amino acids. The transcript has 3 exons. The record is from RefSeq and is a predicted model, not a curated record.
AUGACCGACAGCGAAAUCUCACCAGAUGCAAUACUAUCGGAGCUUUCCACGACUCCAUAUGCAUGCUCAUCUGUGGAGCCAUUAAGCGGCGGGACCGCCAACUUUGUCUUUCGUGGCACUCUGCUUCAUCCACUUCCAGAUGGAACUACAACCGUCGUCAUCAAGCAUACAGAGGACUAUAUAGCGUCAAAUCGCGAAUUUAAAUUAUCUGCCGAACGUUGUCUCAUCGAAAAAUCCAUUUUGACAUCACUUAAUAACCUCCCCAGCUCGAAAAUUACGAACGAUGAUGACACAGCCAGCCAAUUCACGGCAAAAACACCCCAUAUAUACUCAUUCAACCCGCUCACCAACACCCAAGUUAUGGAGGAUCUUCCUGAUUCCGUAGAUCUAAAAUCAUUUUUCGUCUCGCCCAGCUCGGCUCGAUCCGUACCCCAUGAAUGGGCGGUGUCUCUUGGUCGGGCAUUGGGGCACUGGCUGAGUUCUUUUCAUUCAUGGGCCAAGGAGUCGGCGCAGACCGAUGUGACCCUAGAGUUAGAGCAAAACCACUUCUUCCAGGAUUUAAAGUUCAGCAUAAACUAUGAUAGUUUGGUAAACAUGGUCAGCAAGUACCCUGAAAUCUUGGAGGGCAGCCGAGGCGUUUUCGAGAAGGUCAGGGAUAUGGCGAGGAGUGAGUUGGGUAGGAAAGAUGGAGAGGGGUUUGGAGUGAUCCAUGGGGAUUUCUGGUCGGGGAACAUCAUACUUCCGAAAACUUCACUGGACACAAAGUGCUCUAAUACCCCCCUAUUCAUCAUCGACUGGGAACUUGCUCAGUGCGGUACUCGGGCUCUUGACCUGGGCCAAAUGAUCGCAGAGUUGUACGAGCUUAAGCACUACAAAGAUGUCGAUGCUGGAGUGUGGAUCAUUCAGGGCAUCACGGAAGGGUAUCCUGCUUUGAGUGAAGAAAUGGCGUUCCGGACGUUAAUCCACGUCGGGACCCAUUUGAUCUUCUUUGGCAGUACGGUCCCUGGAUGGGGAACAGACGAGCAGAUUGCUGAUGUUGUGAGGCUUGGGAAGGAUCUGAUUGUCAAAGCCUGGGAGAAAGAUAAGAGUUGGUUCAAAGGAACGGUGUGGGAGUGUUUGUUCAAGAAGUAG